AUGGAGCUUACCUGGAUAGCCAAUACUCCGCAGUCGCGGCGGAGAACAAGAGCACUGCGUGCCUGUUCCAACUGCCAAAAGAGAAAGAAACGCUGCCGUCAUCUUGGUCCUGACAGCUUGAACACCGCCCAGAUUCAGAGCACUGUCGUGAGUUCCUCUGGUCACCAACCAGCAGCGAGUUCGCUAAUGGAUGAUGAACUGGCUGGAACAAGAUUAGCUAUGCCUUCUUCCCUAGAGAUCCCACGGAUAGAACGGUUUGUAGGAGAUCUCAACCCGGAAGCCGUUAUUCGUGAGCAGUUAGCUUCAGGUGGGACUCACCUUCGGGACCGGGUUGGGCUUUGGAUCAAUACUCCUGUUCCACAAGAUCGUGAAGGAAAUGAAAGAGACACUUUCGAUACAGCCAAUUCUCGGGCGGGAUAUUCAGCUAAACAUGCUCUUGAGAACCCUUCCGUUACCUCUCUUCUGCACCAACGAUAUUCGUCUGCUUUGAAGGCUUGUCAACGCCUUCCAUGUUCGACUCUGGCUCACCUGAUCCCUAUCUAUUUCUCGAGAGUGAAUCAUAUUUUGCCCCUUGUUGAUCAAGGAUCUUUUCUCCCCACGUUUAGAAAAGGAGCAACGUCGGUGUUCCUAGAGAGGGCAGUAUGUCUCAUUGCAGCGAAGGACAAAGCGGCUAGCGCUCACCUUCAUCUUGUUCCCGAUGGUCCCUCUAUAACAGCGCGGCAAUUCUGUUCUGAGAUAUAUGCCGGCCUCGUUUCUGCUAUGGAUGCUGGACUUGAAGUUGAUAGGUUUACUAGGAUUCGUGUCUUGGCUUUGAUGUCCUUGCAUUCUGAGGGUUAUGAAGGUGCCGAGGUAGCGUCAAUGCAUCUCUGCCAGGCCAUUCACCAAGCGCAGACGGUUGGUUUACAUCUUGAACGACCCGAUCGUCUUGAGGGAGACCCUCUAACAACCCUUUUCUGGAGUCUCUGGACCCUGGACAAGAUGCACGCAUGCAUCGGUGGCCGCCCUAUUCUUCUUGCGGACCGCGAUAUUGGAAUCAAAAGACCUGACUUGAAAGCGCGGCGAUCUAGAUCUGCCUUCGAAGUUUGGUUCGCACUUUCCGAUCUACUAUCUAGAGUAAUAUCUCUUUAUAGGCCAUUCGCCGAUCUGACAAUUGCAUGGGAAACGGAUUACCCGGCUUUCGAAGAAAUCAUAGGAGAUCCUCAUGCACAAGAGGAGUUGGAUGCCUCUACACUUGGGGGUUUGGAACUCUACUAUUAUGCCGUUAGUAUCCUUUCAUGCAGGUCACAGUUAUCUCAUCGCCCUGAUGACUCUAAACCGUCUUAUGCCCGUCAAGGGCUGGCGGCGGUUCGGAUCUAUUCCCUGGUGGCUACCGAAUGUUCCGGGAAUCUACCUCCUCUCCCCAUCGUUCCGUACGCAGUAGCCCUCUCCAUGGGUGUUUCCUACCAGCAAUUUCGCUCUAGUAGGCUGAUUACUCAUUUUGACCGUGCUAAGGCUAGCCUGGAAGCGAGCUGUGAUCUGCUUGAAGAGCUAGGGGUUUAUUGGUAUUCGGCAGAAGCAAUGGCACGGUUAGGACGAAAAGCACUACGCCAUAUUCAAGGAAUAACGCUUAAAGGCCAAGGCUCUCGGCCGUCUUCGGGCGCUAAUGACGACGAUCACGACGAUGGUGAACAUAAUAAUAGUAAUGCGACAAGGCAAGAAAACCAAAGACCAUCGAUAGCGAAUGUACCGGUAUCAUCCUACGAUAGUAAUUCUCAUCACCAUCACCAUCGUAUCAUGAGUGACGUGCCUCAUGCGGCUGCAAUACCAGAACACGAGGCACCCCUGCCGGUGGACCGGCAUCAAAGUGACAUCCAGGACCCAGACCGCAGCCACGGUUUCGCUAACAUUGACACGCUCUUUGACGACUUUUUGGAUUUGUCGCUACCCACAAACUUUUGGGACCCAGUUUUCUUUCCCGCGGACGAUCGUGUUUGA
Aspergillus ochraceoroseus IBT 24754 is the source of this 1974-nucleotide messenger RNA. RefSeq names its product transcription factor domain-containing protein. NCBI's taxonomy places the organism in Eukaryota, Fungi, Ascomycota, Eurotiomycetes, Eurotiales, Aspergillaceae. Bases 1 to 1974 code for a protein of 657 amino acids. Gene Ontology annotation, molecular function: DNA binding; DNA-binding transcription factor activity, RNA polymerase II-specific; zinc ion binding. Gene Ontology annotation, biological process: DNA-templated transcription; regulation of DNA-templated transcription. The transcript has 3 exons. The record is from RefSeq and is a predicted model, not a curated record.